AUGGAUUUAGAUUCUGAUUUUAAGAAUUUGAUCUUAAUUAAUCGUUACAAAUUUAUUAAGUUCUUACAAAAGGGCAGUUAUGGUAAAGUAUUUAAAGCUUUAGAUUUAACUAGUAAUAAAUUUGUUUCGAUUAAAUUAAUUCCAUUAGAAUUUUCUAAAGUAGCCAAACAUGAAAUUGAAAUGUUAAAGAAAUUGAAAGGUAAUGAGAAUAUCUGUCAAUUACUUGAUAAUUUUAGAUUGAAAUCUAUUUAUAUUGUACUUGAAUUUUGUAAUUUUGAUUUAUUUGAAUACUCUAAAACUCACAUAUUUAGUUCAAUUGAUAUUUUCAAUAUUGCAAAACAAUUGUACAAUGCCAUUUCUUAUUGUCAUGGUAGGAACAUUUAUCAUAGAGAUUUGAAACCAGAAAAUAUUUUGAUUAAUACUUCAACAAAUCAAAUCAAAUUAUGUGAUUGGGGUUUAUCAACCACCAAAAGAAUCAAUAAUGAGUUCAAUGUUGGUACUGAAAAAUAUAUGGCACCUGAAGUUUUCAUUAAUAAUUAUACCUCAUUGAAUUUAAAGUAUUAUGAUGCAAAAUACGUUGAUUAUUGGUCAUUUGGUUUAACUUUAAUCACUUUAUUAUUUGGGAAAUCUCCAUUUAAAAGUAUUAAGUUAAACGACAACAGCUCGUUAAUUAAUGAUUCAAAUUAUAAGAAAUUUGUUUUAUUUAACGAAAAACAAAUCUUAUUUGAUAUUUACCCAAACUUAAAUAACAUUGGUUAUAGAAUAUUCUUGAAUUUAUUCAAGAUCAAUGGAAUUGAUGAUAGUUUAGGAUUUAUGAAUAAGAUUAAACAAAGAAAUUUGAAGAAAUUUAUGGUAGAAUUAGAGAAUAACUAUAAAUUCGGAUUAACUUUAGAUGAAGAAGAAUUUGAUUUAGAUUCCAAUUAUUCAUAUUCUUCAAGUUUAAAUUAUUCUCCAACUUUAACUUAUUCUCCCAAAUUUUCACCUAAAUUACCUCAUCAUUCUCAUUCCCAUUCAAACUCUUUUAAGAAGAAAGAUAAAUUCAAAGAUAUUAAGAUCAUUGAAAAUGAAAUUACUGUUGAUGAUUUUACAAACUUAAAUUGGUUUGAUUAUUAG
This is a messenger RNA of Yamadazyma jaroonii, 1113 nucleotides long. The record is from the annotation of a GenBank genome assembly. NCBI's taxonomy places the organism in Eukaryota, Fungi, Ascomycota, Pichiomycetes, Serinales, Debaryomycetaceae.